CCUCCAAGUAAAAUGUGAAGGGCCCUCUCUCCGGAGGAAGCCCAGGCAUGGGGGGCAAGGUCCAACAGCUUGUUGUCUCUUGUUUAUCUCUGCAGCUUUCAUAACCCUUGUCUCUCUUCACCAGUGCCCUUGCCUUCCCCUGGCCUACCCCUGCUUGCUCCUUGGAAGCCUCACGUCGAACUGCACCUUGCUCCCACCUCCCACCCCGUGCGUUCUGUGGCCUCAUUACAACAGUGUCCUACACUGGUGCCUCCGGGACUACGUCUGUGUCAUCACCACUGAACUCCUAAAGCCCGGUUUCACCGAAACCACUGAAAAGCAUUUGGGAAAGUCAGACCUACAUUACAACAAGUACCAUAUGCCAAGAGCCUGCAGAUUAGUGAAGCCUCAGGAGUCGGCAUGGAGGAGACCAGAGAACAGAAUUGCCUGGAAGAGGGGCCAGCGGCUGCUCCCUUGCUGCACAUGUAGAGAUCUGAAACCAAACUGUGACACAUCUCCAUCAUUUCAGCUCUUGAGAUUUUAAAAGACAUAUGGAAAAAAACCAAGCUGGAGUGUGGAUGCAGCUACAUUCAUUGAACACUGACCAUGGGCCAGGAACCACCAUACUACUUUCUACAGUGGCCUCACCAUUUUACAUUUCUGUUGGUAGUGCACCAGGGUUCGGAUUUCUCCAGAUCACAGAGUCUGUGAAAGAAGUUUCUACAAUGGUUUGUUUAGCACUCAGGAGAGUUGCCCACAUGCAUGUCUACCUGGUGAGGAAGGCCAGCAGUGUCUCCAAAGGCCAUCAACAGGCUGUGGGCUCAAGACCUGCUGCUUCAAAGUUUGCUCCCCGAGGAGCUCUGGGCAGCGUGCUGGAGCUGCUAGGCAAAUCCUACCCUCAGGACAACUAUAGCAACCUGUCUCGGAAAGUCCUCUCCAAGGUUGGGAGGAAUCUGCACAAUCAGCAGCAUCACCCUCUUUGGCUGAUCAAGGAGAGGGUGAAGGAGCACUUCUACCAGCAGUAUGUGGGCCGCUUUGGGACUCCGCUUUUCUCGGUCUAUGAUGACCUUUCUCCAGUGGUCACCACCUGGCAGAACUUUGACAGCCUGCUCAUCCCAGCUGAUCACCCCAGCCGGAAGAAGGGAGACAACUAUUACCUGAAUGGGACUCACAUGCUGCGAGCACACACGUCCGCACACCAGUGGGACCUGCUGCGUGCUGGGCUAGAUGCCUUCCUGGUGGUGGGCGAUGUAUACCGGCGGGACCAGAUCGACUCCCAGCACUACCCAGUGUUCCAUCAGCUGGAGGGCGUCCGACUCUUCUCGAAGCAUGAGUUAUUUACUGGCAUAAAGGAUGGAGAAAGCCUACAGCUCUUUGAACAGAAUUCUCGUUCUGCCUAUAAACAGGAGACACAUACCAUGGAGGCCACAAAGCUCAUUGAAUUUGACCUUAAGCAAACGCUUACCAGACUUGUGACACAUCUUUUUGGAGAUGGACUGGACAUUAGGUGGGUAGACUGCUACUUCCCUUUUACUCAUCCUUCCUUUGAGAUGGAGAUCAACUUCCACGGAGAAUGGCUAGAAGUUCUUGGCUGUGGGGUGAUGGAACAGCAACUGGUAAAUUCAGCUGGUGCUCAAGAUCGGAUCGGUUGGGCUUUUGGCCUGGGAUUGGAAAGACUAGCCAUGAUCCUCUAUGACAUCCCUGAUAUCCGCCUCUUCUGGAGUGAGGAUGAACGUUUCCUGAAGCAGUUCCGUGUGUCAGAUAUCAACCAGAAGGUGAAAUUUCAGCCUCUUAGCAAAUACCCUGCUGUGAUAAAUGACAUCUCAUUCUGGUUACCCUCUGAGAAUUAUACAGAAAACGAUUUCUAUGACUUAGUACGAACAAUUGGAGGAGACCUGGUGGAAAAAGUUGAUCUGAUAGACAGAUUUGAACAUCCAAAGACACACAAGACCAGCCACUGCUACCGCAUCACCUACCGCCACAUGGAACGGACCCUGUCCCAGAGAGAGGUCGGGCGUGUCCACCAAGCUGUGCAAGAUGCUGCUGUGCAGCUGCUGGGCGUGGAGGGCAGAUUUUGAUGGUGCUACUUGGACCAGGCUGCAGCCUCUCAGGGCUCCAGGAUUCAUGAGAGAGAAAAGGAUACUGUUUGUAGACUGGGGCAUCAGUUAUGUUUUGAUAAAUGGGUCAGUUUUAGGACUUACAGAAAAUAAAGGAUCGCUCUUGAGAAA
Molecule: messenger RNA, 2207 nt
Organism: Hyaena hyaena (striped hyena)
Lineage: Eukaryota; Metazoa; Chordata; Mammalia; Carnivora; Hyaenidae
Gene: FARS2
Product: phenylalanyl-tRNA synthetase 2, mitochondrial
Exons: 9
Coding region: 531-2057 (508 amino acids)
Biological process (GO): phenylalanyl-tRNA aminoacylation
Cellular component (GO): mitochondrion; cytoplasm
Molecular function (GO): tRNA binding; ATP binding; phenylalanine-tRNA ligase activity
Source: RefSeq, a predicted model, not a curated record